Molecule: messenger RNA, 861 nt
Organism: Chaetomium strumarium
Lineage: Eukaryota; Fungi; Ascomycota; Sordariomycetes; Sordariales; Chaetomiaceae
Product: EBDP4, emopamil-binding protein
Exons: 3
Coding region: 1-861 (286 amino acids)
Biological process (GO): sterol biosynthetic process
Cellular component (GO): membrane; endoplasmic reticulum
Molecular function (GO): steroid Delta-isomerase activity; cholestenol delta-isomerase activity; C-8 sterol isomerase activity
Source: RefSeq, a predicted model, not a curated record
AUGUGGCCCUUCGACACGUCAAAAAGCGCGUCCCCCGCGCGCACGCACCCCUACUACCCGCUGGGCGUCGAGAUCGCGGGCUAUGUCGCGAACCACUUCAGCGUGACGGCCAUCCUGGCCAUCUUCAGCACGGCCUGCGCGGCCGUCUUCGGCCUCACCCACCUCGCGAUCCCGCGCGUUCGCAGGCGGGCGGGGUUGCCGAGCCUGCCGACGGGGGAGGGCCUGACGGUGUUCUGGUUCGUCCUCUGCGGCUGCAUCCAUCUGGUGUUGGAGGGCUACUACGCGGCCAACUUCCGCGAUUUGGCGGCGCACUCGACCGUGCUGGGCCAGUUGUGGAAGGAGUACGCGCUGUCGGACUCGCGGUAUCUGACGAAUGACUCGUUUGUGGUCUGUAUGGAGACUGUGACGGCGGUCUUCUGGGGUCCGCUAUCCCUCGUCGUGGCGUACAUGAUCGCGACGGAGCACCCCCUGCGCCAUCCGCUGCAGAUCAUUGUGUCGCUGGGCCAGCUGUACGGCGACGUGCUCUACUACGGCACCAGCACCUUCGACCACGUCGUGUUUGGCAUGGCAUACUCGAGGCCGGAGCCGUAUUACUUUUACGGCUACUAUGUGUUCUUGAACGCCUUCUGGAUCGUCAUCCCGGCUUAUCUCAUUGUCAGCAGCGUCAAGGCGACCAGCAGAGCUGCGAAGGUGGUGAAGAAGCUGGAAAGGCAGCUGGCUAGUGCGAGCGUCAGCGUCACACGUGAUGAGACAUCUGAUGACGUCGCUGAGAGAACGCCCACCGCGGUAUACGCAUCCCAGUCGAGCUCGAGCUGGAAAGGCCAGGGCGUGCGGAACUCGAUGAGGUCCAGGCAUCACUGA